ACCGAGGACCCCGAGGAGUCCGGGAGGCGGCGACGGAGGCGGAGGCUUCGCUGGUUCUGGAGCCAGAGCCCGAGCGGGCGACAGCCCGGGCAGUUUUCUGUGGUGUGUUUGCCAUGCAUGUAGCACUUCCAAGACAGUUGCUGCUCACUGACAUAUGAGGAUGUAUUCUCCAAAGAGGGUGCUGCUUGGAUGAUACAAGAAAUUAAAAGAGGAGCUAGUGUGUGAUAACUCAUGGGAGCUUCAUCUGGGGACAUGCAUUCCUUUUGGUUCUUUCUCCGCGGCCUCUGUUCCUCUCUCAGACUGACAUACCUUGUGUCAUCCCUGCCACAGACUGGGCUAAAAGAAAGCCCCCUAUAGAGGUCCACCUGUGAACAGAUACAGAUGAUGCCAGAACUAUGACAGGGCCGGCAGGCGUGGCACUGAGGGCUGAUCAACCAUGGAGCAGCUACAAAAGGAAGUACUUGAGAUCAGGGAAAAGGAGGAGAAAAAGGAAGUGGUCGUGGCAGAGGCAGAAGGAGCUCCAGACCAAAAUGGGGGACCAGAGAGUUCACUUCCUUCCAGCAGCUAUUCAGCCCAGUCAGUGCUGCUGCUAUGGUAUAAGGGCCAGCCUAAAACACCAUUCUAGAGACUUUUCUCAGAGUUCCUCGCCAUCCCUGUCGGAUCAACUCCAGAUGGGCUGUGAUGGAGCUUCCUCUGGGAGUCUUAACAUGGAAUGCCGGGUCUGUGGGGACAAGGCGUCUGGGUUCCACUAUGGCGUUCACGCGUGUGAGGGCUGCAAGGGCUUCUUCCGCAGGACCGUCCGUAUGAAGCUCGAGUAUGAGAAAUGUGACCGGAGCUGCAAGGUCCAGAAGAAGAAUCGCAACAAGUGUCAGCACUGCCGCUUUCAGAAAUGUCUCUCACUGGGCAUGUCUCACAAUGCAAUUCGCUUUGGUCGGAUGCCAGAGGCAGAAAAGAGAAAGCUGGUAGAGGGAUUGACCGCAAGUGAGGUGAGGGGGCAAAAUCCACAAGGAGCUGACCUGAAAGCUUUCUCCAAGCACAUCUACAAUGCCUACCUGAAAAACUUCAACAUGACCAAAAAGAAGGCUCGGGGGAUCUUGACCGGCAAGGCCAGCAGCACACCUCCCUUUGUGAUCCACGACAUGGACACGCUGUGGCAGGCAGAGAAGGGGCUGGUCUGGAAGCAGCUGGUGAACGGGCUCCCCCAGUACAAGGAGAUGAGUGUGCACGUGUUCUACCGCUGCCAGUGCACCACGGUGGAAACAGUGCGUGAGAUCACCGAGUUUGCCAAGAGCAUCCCCAGCUUUGUCAGCCUUUUCCUGAACGACCAGGUGACCCUGCUCAAGUACGGUGUCCACGAGGCCAUUUUUGCCAUGCUGGCCUCCAUCAUGAACAAGGAUGGACUCCUGGUAGCUAAUGGCAAUGGUUUUGUGACACGUGAGUUUCUCCGAAGUCUUCGCAAACCCUUCAGUGAGAUCAUCGAGCCCAAAUUUGAAUUUGCUGUCAAGUUCAACGCCCUGGAGCUGGAUGACAGCGACUUGGCCCUUUUCAUCGCUGCCAUCAUCCUCUGUGGAGAUCGCCCUGGCCUCAUGAAUGUCAAGCAAGUGGAGGAGAUUCAAGACAAUAUCCUGAGGGCCCUGGAGUUCCACCUACAAGCCAACCACCCCGAUGCACAGUACCUCUUCCCCAAGCUGCUGCAGAAAAUGGCAGACCUGAGGCAGCUGGUGACGGAGCAUGCCCAGAUAAUGCAGAAAAUCAAAAAAACUGAAACAGAGACCUCACUGCAUCCGCUGCUUCAGGAGAUCUAUAAGGACAUGUACUGAAGCCCUGAGACGAAAGAGCUGCCCCGGGUGGUCGAGGCCACAUGUGAGCUAUCCAGGUACUAAAUACCCUGGUGCUGAAGGACACAUGGUGGGCAGGCCCGAAGAAGCACUGUCCACGUCCCAAUUCCGUUGACUUUGCCCAGAGGCAUUUGGCAUUACUCCUGGAGUAGUCCAAACUUACACUUGUGCUUGUGUGCCUGCAUGUGCAUGUGCACAUGCCCAUGCAUACUCUCUCUCUCCCUCUCCUCCUCCUUCCCUUUCUCUCCUGUUAUCCCUCUUUUUGUCUGUCUCUCAGAACCAGGGUUGUAUUAUCUCACCAGCAGAAAAUAGAACAGGCCUCUACUUCUUUCCGUUUGCUAGAUGAGGCCUAUCUAAUCCCUCCAUUCUACUGGGACAGAAAGGUGGAGGAGGUGCCAAGCUUCUCAGGCUCUCGUUUUCAUAGUGUCAGACUUGUGUGUGAGACAUCCCAAAGAAACACUCAGCUGGCCUCCUGUGCCCCUCCCAGCCUUUAGUGCAUGACAAGAUUCUGUUCCCCUUUGGAACCCAACUGCGCCAUCCCCCAGCUGUCUCCAGCUUCCUCUCUAGCUCUCCUGGGAAGUUGGUGGAUGAAGUUUGGCGUGGUGACUCUUAGGAAAUGGGAGGAACAUGCAGACCAGAAGAGGGGCGCCAGCAGAGACUCAUGGGGCCUCCCUUCACUGCCUCGGACAUUGUGAAUAAUUAUCUUGGGGUCAAUUACCGGCUUUGGCAGCAGACCGUGUAGAUACCUAUCAUCGUUUCUGUUCUUUUAACUAGUCUUCCAUGUUGGUGUUCACUACAGCUUCUGGUGCUGACUGACACGGGGGCUGGACCCUACUGUUCCCCCUUCACCCUGAUGUCCAGGAGGAGGGUGGUUGGGCAUCUUUGGGAGCAGCAAACCCCCAGGUGUUUGGGGAGAGCUGAAAGGAGAGCCACAGGCCUGCCUGGAGCAGGCCUCCAAGACAGAAGACUAGGCCAGGCCUUCUCCCUCCCACCAUGACAGUUGGUGGGAUACAGCCAUGUCACCCUCCUCUCCCACAUUUCAUUACUAAGUCUUAACACACACUACCCUGCCCAUGCUCCAUAACCGGUACCUAGAUGUCUUGAACCAAGUUUGAACUUAACCUUCCCCCUUCCUCCUAGGGUAUGGAGAAGCUGGUGCUGCUCCCCAAGUCCUAACACCCCUUCCUACACUCCCAAGAGCCACCAUGCUGGCACCUACUACAAGCACUGAAUUCACUUUAAUCACAGGUUCUGUCCCUUUCCCCUAAACAGGACAGGGCUUCAGCGGCCACACAGGGCCCCAGGCUCCCGGGCUGUUAGACUAGGUGAGCUACAUUCCCUUUUUUUGAAAGGGUUUGAACAAGAAAUUCUAAGUGAACAGGGCAUCUCUGUUGACUCAGCAGCUGGCCAACACCUGAUCACAGGGGCUCAGCUGAAAGAGGUGGUGACUGGGAUGGGAGCAAAAUAUUUUAUUUUGUGUAAUCUUCUGUAGCCUAUAGUGGAUCUAUCCCUUUUCCUCCAAGCUUCCCACUACCACCUAUCUCCCCCAGCAGCCCACUGCCCUGCUGGGCCCUGAGGAGGUCAGACAGGCUGAUCUAGGCCAGCUCAGCAUCUUGGGUGCUUCUGUGAACCACCACUCUCCUGCCUGACCUAUCCCUCACACUCCCCACCACCCGGAGAGAGGUCCAGGCCAUUUCUUAAGUAGUAUCUUCUCCCCUUUGAGGUAGGCCCUAAGGUUUGGGGCACAGCCUAGGAAUAUUCCUGGGAAGUCAUACCUAAGAGAAACAGCAGACCAUCCCCUCGAGCUCCUAGAGGGGGACAGUGAUUUGCCUCGGGUUAUACUUGGUAGAACUGGGACUAGAACCCAGUGCAGGAGCACCAAAGCUGGGCUCCUACAGCCCAGAAGACAGGUGGGAGCACUGGUGGUGGUGGACCUUUCAGGCUGCUGGCAGCCUUGGAUUAACUGGGGAGGGGAGGGUGAAAAGAGGAAGAAAGGAAAUCCCAGCUACUUUACCCUCUCCCCACUCCUUAGGCUUUUUAUUUGGGGGGGGGGGGGGGCGUGGCGGAGAAGGAGAAGGAACCAGACCACCCCAUCCCUUCCUUAUUCUGUCUUCUCCAAGUCCACCCCUGGCUUGGUAUUGGAGUCAGAAGUUCCUGAGGCAGGACCUCCCACCCCCCCAUCCCCCGUUGCAGGGACAGGCGCCCUGGAACAGCUUUGCACACUCCCGGGGGGGGCCCUGCCCUUGCCUGAUGCUGUGAAGGAAGACACUGUGCCUGACCAUCCCACCUUUCCCUCCUCUAGCCCCCACUGUGCAGAGGCUCACAGCUGCCGCUCCCCCUUGUGUCGUAACAAUCUUCAAAACUGAAAUGUAUAUUUUUGCUAGGAGCCCCAGCUUCCUUUGUUUUUAAUAUAAAUAGUGUACACAAAUUGAUGGAACUCUAAAUAAAUGGGAAUUAAAUAUAUAAGAACUGACUGACCCUACA
This is a messenger RNA of Vombatus ursinus (common wombat), 4322 nucleotides long. It is a transcript of the gene PPARD, whose product is annotated as peroxisome proliferator activated receptor delta. Gene Ontology annotation, molecular function: RNA polymerase II cis-regulatory region sequence-specific DNA binding; nuclear receptor activity; zinc ion binding. The transcript has 11 exons. Lineage: Eukaryota; Metazoa; Chordata; Mammalia; Diprotodontia; Vombatidae. The record is from RefSeq and is a predicted model, not a curated record. Bases 396 to 1820 code for a protein of 474 amino acids. Gene Ontology annotation, biological process: regulation of lipid metabolic process; negative regulation of inflammatory response; negative regulation of transcription by RNA polymerase II. Gene Ontology annotation, cellular component: nucleus.